CAGACUCAUAUGCCACUGAACAGUAGCCAGCAGCUGCAGGGGAAUUCUACUGGAACUAAAAUAAAAAAUAAAUAAAUACGUAGAGAGAGAGAGAGAGAGAGAGAGAGCAGGGUAGGUGCGUGGGAUUGAGGCUGAUGAAGACCACUCCUCUAGUAAUCAUCGGGGGGGCUGCCCCCUCCACCGCCCUUCGUACGUGUAUAGCCCCCUUUUCUCGCAUUAAUAAUGGCUUUAACAACAACAUCACCACCAUCAAAACCCCUCAACAAUUACCUCUCUCUUCUCAAUUUCCCUUCUCUCUUCCUCGUCCUCUUUCUCUUAUCGCCAUGGCCUCUUCUUCUUCUUCUUCUUCAACUCAGUCCCCUACUCAGAAUGCGUCAGCUGCGGAUUCUACUGCUGAAUUUAAUGUCUUUCAACUCAUUCAGGCUCAUCAGGGAAAGGCUGCUAGGCUUCCUUUCGUUGAAGAAAUUCGAACCGUUCUUGAUCACAGUUUACGCGGCAUGCUUUCCACUUUCUCUCAGAAGUAUGAGGGUUAUCCAUCUGGUUCAAUGGUUGACUUCGCUUGUGAUGCCUAUGGAUCUCCAAUAUUAGCAAUCAGCAGCUUGGCAGUUCAUACCAAGGACCUCUUAGCUAAUCCAAAAUGCUCUUUGCUUGUAGCAAAAGAUCCUGAGGAUAGGACUGAUUUAAUUAUAACCCUGCAUGGUGAUGUUGUUUCUGUCUCUGAAAAUGAUAGAGAAGCAAUCCGUACUGCAUACUUGGCAAGGCAUCCCAAUGCAUUCUGGGUUGAUUUUGGUGACUUUCAAUUUGUGCGUAUUGAACCCAAAGUCGUAAGAUAUGUGUCGGGGGUUGCUACAGCUUCAUUGGGUUCAGGAGAGUUUAGCAAAGAGGAGUAUAGAGCUGCAAAAGUGGAUCAAAUAUAUCAGUUUUCCAAGCCUAUUGCGUCCCACAUGAAUAAAGAUCAUGCAGAGGAUACAAAACUUAUUGUGCAACACUCAACCUCAAUUCCGGUGGAUUUUGCUCACAUGCUGGAUUUGGAUUGUCUUGGUUUCAAUGUUAAGGCUGGCCGUCAAGGGGAUACUUUCAAGCUACGAGUUCCCUUCCCUAGAAGUGCAGUGGAUAGAAAAGAUGUUAAAACUCUGAUAGUUGAAAUGCUUCAAGCUGCAAAGUCACAAGUUAAUUGAUUCUACUUGUGAAGAAUGAAGAGACGCGGGUUCCAAAUACCAGAUCAUCAUGAGAAAGCAUAAAAAAUCACAAUUUACUUUGGUAUUAAUGGACAGAUGGAAACAAAAUGCAAACAGUAUGAAACGCACUACUCCUCGAAUUGACGACAUGUAGGCUGAAAAAUUUGACUAGCUAUUGUAUAUGUUUGACAAAUUUGUUUGUUGUUAUAAAGGAUAGAUUUUGGUGGUGUAAAAAUGGAAAGUCUGCUUGAUAUAAAAAUGGUAUAAAGGAUAGAUUUUGGUGGUGUAAAAAUGGAAA
This is a messenger RNA of Camellia sinensis, 1476 nucleotides long. Its product is annotated as non-canonical heme oxygenase HOZ, chloroplastic. The record is from RefSeq and is a predicted model, not a curated record. Lineage: Eukaryota; Viridiplantae; Streptophyta; Magnoliopsida; Ericales; Theaceae.